This is a messenger RNA of Osmerus eperlanus (European smelt), 1620 nucleotides long. Its product is annotated as zinc finger protein ZFP2-like. The transcript has 2 exons. Bases 321 to 1259 code for a protein of 312 amino acids. Gene Ontology annotation, biological process: regulation of transcription by RNA polymerase II. Gene Ontology annotation, molecular function: DNA-binding transcription factor activity, RNA polymerase II-specific. The record is from RefSeq and is a predicted model, not a curated record. Lineage: Eukaryota; Metazoa; Chordata; Actinopteri; Osmeriformes; Osmeridae. Gene Ontology annotation, cellular component: nucleus.
GUUUGUCAUACGUAAAGUGAAGUUUUGAGACCUAAUGUAUUUAAAGAUCAAAGCUAUGUUGCAGUCCUAACACUUAUGAAGAUCCCCUACUGGCCAAUCAUACUUGAUCAUGGGCGGAGACUAGACAGAGAAGACACCUUAAGGCUCCAGAGAGACUACAGAGACUCAACCAGAGAGACUACAGAAACUUGAGCAGAGAUACCACAGAGAGACUCAACCAGAGGGAAACUCAACCAGAAACAGCAGUAACCAGACAGAGGAUCAACUAGAGAGAAAAAAUCUUCCAGAGACUAGAUACAGGAUCCAGAUAGAGCUGAAUUAUGAAGACACCUCACUGUGAUAUAUGUGGGAAGAGCUUUUCCAUAUCCAAUAACCUUAAAAAGCACAUGAAGAUCCACGCUGGAGAGAAGCCCUACAGCUGUGACCUUUGUGAUAAAACCUUUAGCCAAGCUGCAAAUGCCAAAGUUCACCGUAGGAUCCACACUGGAGAGAGGCCCUACAGCUGUGACCUCUGUGGUAAAACCUUUAGCCACUCUGGCAAUUUCAAAGUUCACUGCAAGAUCCACACUGAAGAGAAUCCCUACAGCUGUGACCUCUGUCAUAAAACCUUAAGCAGUGGUAACAGUUUAAAAGUUCACCGCAGAAUCCACACUGGCGAGAAGCCCUACAGCUGUGACCUCUGUGAUAAAACCUUUAGCCAUGCUAACAGUUUCACAAUUCACCGCAGAACCCACACUGGAGAGAGGCGCUACAGCUGUGACCUCUGUGGUAAAACCUUUAGCCAGGCUAACGAUUUCACAAUUCACCACAGAAUCCACACUGGAGAGAAGCCCUACAGCUGUGACUUCUGUCAUAAAACCUUUAGCAGUGGUAACAGUUUAACAGUUCACCGCAGAGUCCACACUGGAGAGAAGCCCUACAGCUGUGACCUCUGUGAUAAAACCUUUAGCCAUGCCAACAGUUUCACAAUACACCGCCGAACCAACACUGGAGAGAAGCCCUACAGCUGUGACCUCUGUGAUAAAGCCUUUAGCAGUAGUAACGGUUUAACAGUUCACCGCAGAAUCCACACUGGAGAGAAGCGCUACUGUGCCCUCUGUGGUAAAACCUUUAGCAGUUGUAGCGGUUUCACAAUUCACAGCAGGAUCCACACUGGAGAGAAGCCCUACAGCUGUGACCUCUGUGACUAUUCAUGUAAAACAAGUGGCCAUCUGAAGAGUCACCUGCGUGUCCACAAUAGAAAAACCCCAAAGCAGUGAUGUCUAGGGCCAAACUGUCCCAGUAGUAGUACUGUAUAGCCUUGUUUUUUGCAUAUUUCUGUGAAACUUGCUAAAUAAACAUUAGCUAGCUACACUAUGUACCCUCUAAGCUAAAUAUCUAUUACUUGUUUGGACAAUUUGAUGGUGGAAAAAAGUAAAACCCUUUUAGUUAUGGAGAGGAAUAUAGCUAGAUAGCGCUAGUUCUUUGGGGGGGGGGGGGGGGAUUCCGGUUUUUCCACUUAUCACCAGAAUGGUCAUAACUUUUAAACAAAAGAAUGUUUUUUUAUUGCCCACAUAAUUAUGUAUAUUUCAUAUGCUCUAAGUGUUCCUUUAUCUUGUAAUAAAAGUGGUUGAAAAAGAA